Mycena indigotica is the source of this 862-nucleotide messenger RNA. RefSeq lists its product as uncharacterized. The coding region runs from base 17 to 862 and encodes 281 amino acids. Gene Ontology annotation, cellular component: mitochondrial inner membrane. The transcript has 6 exons. Gene Ontology annotation, biological process: transmembrane transport. Lineage: Eukaryota; Fungi; Basidiomycota; Agaricomycetes; Agaricales; Mycenaceae. Gene Ontology annotation, molecular function: S-adenosyl-L-methionine transmembrane transporter activity. The record is from RefSeq and is a predicted model, not a curated record.
UUUCCGUUUUCGCCGAAUGUCCACUUCACCAUCCUUGAAUCGGCGGCCAACUUUCUGGCAAUCCCUCAUCGCAGGAGGUCUCUCCGGCACUGCUGUUGACCUGCUUUUCUUCCCGAUAGACACACUCAAAACGCGGCUACAAGCGCCACAGGGAUUUAUUAGAGCUGGUGGGCUCAAGGGAAUAUAUAAAGGUGUUGGGAGUGUCGGCGUAGGGAGUGCACCGGGAGCGGCACUUUUCUUCGCCACAUAUGACACCCUCAAACAGCGCUCGCCGCUCCCUGAAAGCAUGGCCUCGGUGACUCAUAUGUGCGCGGCAUCUGUGGGCGAAGUUGCUGCGUGUCUAGUCCGUGUUCCAACCGAGGUCAUCAAGACACGGGCACAGACCUCCUCUUAUGGCCCCGGCCAAUCUUCUUUCUCUGCAGCGCAACAUAUCCUCGCGUCAGACGGCUUCCGCGGGUUCUAUCGCGGGUUUGGAAUCACUAUAAUGAGGGAGAUUCCAUUUACAUCCAUACAAUUCCCUCUUUACGAACUUUUGAAAGCGAAACUUUCCAUCUACACUGGGCGGAAACCACUAUACCCACACGAAGCUGCCGUCUGUGGCAGCAUCGCAGGCGGCGUGGCGGCAGCGACCACAACUCCGCUCGACGUCUUGAAAACGCGGGUUAUGCUUGACAUGCGCGCUCUAGGUGACCGGUCUUCCGCGCUGCCUUCCCUUCUUACUCGGUUUCGCACCAUAUAUAAGACUGAAGGCCCAAGCGCCUUAUUCGCAGGUGUCCUGCCGAGAACACUUUGGAUCUCAGCUGGUGGUGCGGUGUUUCUGGGCGUAUACGAAUGGGCGAUUGGAGGAUUAACGACAUUGUAG